GAAAGAAACACAUAGACACACACGGAACGAGAGAGAGACACCUGAACAAAUAAUGUGAUACUGCGGUAUGACUUAUUGAGUCAAUUGGAUAUGAUUAGGAUAUUCAAUAUCACGGUACAUUGCCACUGGAUAAAUAAAACCCUAAAUAGGGUUCAGCAGAGAAGCUGCCCCAGCUGGCUCCCCGAAACUGUGACCACGCCCCCUACACACGGGAGCACCCGGCUGCUGCGCGGAGCGGGACUGUUGAUCCCACAGCUGUGAUCACACGCCACAGAGGCGCGCCAAGAGACGGACUGACUGCACAGGCUCCACCACCAGCCACUCUCACGACACACCACUUGCUGUAGUGCAAUUAUCAGGAUCCGGUUUAGGCUGGCUGUGGACCAGUCUUUGGGGAUACAGUAACUGCUGUGUGAUUGGCGGUUUGUCUGAUACACCAGAGAGAAACAAGAUAAGGAGAACAACAUACUAGAGGAACCUUGGAAAAUCUGGAGAACGUCCUGCUUUACACAGAGACCAUGAUAACGCUAACAGAACGCUAACGGAAACCUAACGGAAUGCUGAGUGAGGUCAUGUAGCUGCCCUCUGACACCCCUGCAUGUGACUACGCCUUCUGCGUCACCUCGGCUUUUCUAAUUGGCUGGUUUGGAGAGCGACGGACCAAUGGAGCAGAGUGCUGAGGAGCUGAACCUCUCGUUCCUGCUGGAGCAUGAGCGAGAGAUGAUCCUCGGAGUCCUGCAGAAGGACGAGAAACUGAGGAAACUAGAGGAGAAGAGGAUACGAAAGCUGAAGAAUGAGCUGGUGGAGAUCAGGCGUAAGGGUUCGCGGCGCCCCCAAGAGGUUGGGGAGCGUCAAUGCGCCCGUUGCCUGAAGGGCCUGGGCCUGAUUUUCGACCGCGGGGAGCUCUGUGAGCAGUGUCUACAGCGUGUCUGCAGCGACUGUCGCGUGAUGGCCCCUAAAGCAAAGCAUUGGAAGUGCUCCAUCUGUGCCAAAGUCUUGGAGCUGAAGGUGGUGACCGGGGAGUGGUUCCUAGAGGAGCGGUCCAAGCGGUUUGACAAGGGGACAGUGCUCAGCAGUGAUGUGGUCAAACAGUCUAUAAUGAGCAGCCCCGUAGGAAGCCCCCACAGGAAAUCCCCAGCGCCAGCUGUCACACCCGAGAGGCCUGACACCCCAAAAUCAGGAAGAAGCGCCGUGAGGAACCUGGUGGAUGGUGCCAAGAGGAAAGGGAAAGGGAUGUUGCUGGAUAAGAAGGGCAGCCGUCCCAGCCUGAAGCCAGAGAACGGGGUGCAGGGUGGGAGUGUGUGUGCUCCUGUCCCCGACACAGACACACACAGCGUACGCAGUGGCCGGUCUGCACCACGCUCCACAACCCACUCUCCACAACCCACCUCACAUAGGGGUAGUGUUGUGGCUCUGGAGUCUUCAGGGAUACGUACUGUACCUAACAACCUGCGCUCCCAAACCCUGGAGAGGGACAGGUCCCCUACACCCAGCAGCAAGAGCAGGAGGGUCAGGCCGGACGGAGCGGAGAGCGUGGCUAGUUUCCACUCCAGCGACAGCGUGUUUGACAAGAUGUCCGACACCGGGCAUGGCCGGACAGGGUCUGAUACCGCCCCACCCACCAUUGCUGUCUCCAGGGCCUCUGUGUCAUCAGAUCGUAGUCGUUCUGAGGUGGACCUGUCUGUUCCUGGUUCUGCCAGUGAUGAGGCCCUCAGUCUGAGGAGCCGCUCCGUUCCUGGGCUCAAUGACACGGAGUUUGAUGAUAAUGAUAAAGACGAGGACAUCGAUGCUCUGAUGUCGGCACACAGCAGGGCCGCCAGCCGACGCAUGAGCUGCGCUGUAUCUACGUCUUCUACUCCCGGCUCAGAGAGAAAAUGGGGCUACCUCAGUGUUCCUGGCGACUCGGAUGCAGAAACUAGCAGUCUGAACAGUAUGAUGAGUAUGUACAGUGAGACUGGUGACUAUGGCAACGCCAACGUGAGUGGCGAGCUGCUGUUGAACAUUAGCUACAGCUAUAAGACAGGCGCUCUUAACGUCCUGGUGAAGGAGUGUCGCAACCUGGCCACCGGCGAUGAGAAGAGGCAACGCACAGAUGCCUAUGUGAAGGCCUACCUCCUCCCAGACAAGUCUCGCCAGAGCAAGAGGAAGACCAGCAUCAAGACCAACACAAUCAACCCUGUAUUCAACGAGAACCUUAGGUAUGUGAUCAGCCACUCCCAGUUGGAGACACGAACGCUGCAGCUGUCUGUGUGGCACCAUGACCGCUUCGGACACAACAGCUUCCUGGGGGAGGUGGAGCUGACCUUUGACUCCUGGGAGUUUGACAGCAACACGGAGGAGUGGUACUCUCUGCAGCCCAAGCUGGACAGUAGUAUGGACUCCACGCUCCAGUAUAAAGGGGAGCUGACCGUGGUUCUGAAGUACAUCCCUGCAGAGAAGAACCUCAUGCUACCCCUGGACCAGGUCCAAGUGAAGAAAGGCUUUCUGAAAGGAAAGAAGUCCAGCAUCAAGCUGCCUAAAGGAGGUAUGGUGGAACUGCUGGUCAAGGAGGCCAAGAACCUGACCUCUGUCAAGUCUGGAGGCACUUCAGACCCCUUUGUGAAAGGGUACCUGCUCCCUGACAACAGUAAGUCCACCAAGCACAAGACGGUGGUGGUGCGUCGCUCGGUCAACCCCCAGUGGAAUCACACCUUCACCUACUGUGGCCUGCAGGCCGGAGACCUGAACAAUGUGUGUCUGGAGCUCACCGUCUGGGACAAGGAGGCUCUGGCCAGCAACGUCUUCCUGGGGGGAGUCCGACUCAACGGAGGGACAGGCCAGAGCUAUGGGAACGAGGUGGACUGGAUGGACUCGUACGGAGAGGAACAGCGGCUAUGGCAACGCAUGAUUGACAACCCGGAGGUCCCCCAGGAGUGUACACUGAUGCUGAGAUCCAGCAUGUGCAAACACAACACAUGAGAUGGAGGGAGGGAGGGAAAGAAGGACAAAAGAAAGAGGGACAGAGAGAGGUGGCAGAAAAGGGAGAAACAGUGGAAGGAAAGAGGGGGAGAGAGAAAAAGAGAAGAAAAGAAAGAGAAGGACAUUGGUUGACAGUGCUCCAUGUCCAAGCUCUAUCCCGCAAUACAGAGCUGAUGACAUCACUCCACUUCCUGACCCUUGAACCCUAACCUCUGAGCUACCCUGAUCCUGCACUGGGGUUCAUAGUCCUCUUUCUGGUAAAGAGGUCAACCAGUCAUGCCUUACACACAUGGCCAUUCCCAGCCAAGACCAAGCACUACCACUACCACUACCACUACCACUACCACUACCACUACUACUACUACUACUACUACUACUACUACUACUACUACUACUACUACUACUACUACUACUACUACUACUACUACUGCUACUGCUACUGCUACUGCUACUACUACUGUACAUUAUGACAUGUACAGGUAACGGCUAAAAUAAUGGAAACACUUGAGUAAAUGAGAGAUACAAAGUAUAUAUCCCUCCAAUAAAGUUCCAGACACUUAUAGAAGGUAGUGGCCCAAAGCCCUAUUAAGACACUUUCUGUUGGUGUUUCCUUUAUUUUGGCAGUUACAUGUAUGUAACAUAAUGAACAAGCACAUUGUCAUUUGUAUCAUCUGAUCUGACUAUGCACAACGCUCUCCUCUCCCUGUGUUGAGACUACAUGAGGUAGAAGUUGUUCUUAACCCCAGAUCUAGGAUCAGAUUGCUCUGACCUGCUCUUAACCAUAACCAUUUAGGGGGGAGAUAAUGUAUCUGACCCUGCAUCAGUGGCUCAGGGUAGCUUUUACCUAGGCUUUGACUCAAUCAGAACCGACGUUGGCAGACAUCCGCUUAUCGGGUGUUUUGUUUCGUAUCCACGACAAACUAACGCAUGGAGCCGCUUGUGGAUUUUCAGCUCUAACGCAGUUCCACUUCAGACACCGCCAAAACAAACGAUAUGGGGAUCUAAUAGAAUCUAGUCCCUACUCUCAUAAGGUAACUUCUUCAAAGGCACUUAAGGGUUGAUGCAUGCUGAGUAGAUUUAAACAUUCCCAUAGUAUACUGUAAAAUUAUAAUAUGGGUGUGUUCAAGAUUGCAUUGUUUAAUGCAAUAAUGUUAUUAUGCAUAAUUUUUGAACGGAUAAAACCCCAGUUUCAAAGUGUUGCAGAAUUGCAUUGUAACUAAUCCCGAACACACCAAGGGUUUUACUGUAGUUUUGAUAAAGCACACAUUACGAGUAGAGUGGCACAAAUAGCCACUUCAUCAACAGAUCUUUUUGGACCUUCUACAGAAGUGGUGCAAAUUGGGGGUUGGGGGUUAUGUUAGCUAGACAUAUCUAAUACUCACACAAAUUUGUAUUGCAAAUUUGAAGUAUUGUCCUGAAUUUCUUACCAGGAAAAAAAUGUGUCACUACCAGCAUUGAUCAUUUGGAUUAACCUUCUAUUAAUGUUUUAUUUGCAUACAAAAUUGUCAAAAUAAUAAAAACAUGAUUUUUAACCGGACUUUAAAAUCCUUUAAAUUGAAUUUAGAGAAAUAUAAUCUCUAUUGUUCCUCUGUAAAAUGUUCAAUGUUGAAUGUAGAAUCUAAAAUGUAUUGAUUGAUUUAAUUACUUAUGUAUCUGAUUCAUUAUGUUGCUUGAUGUAUAAAUUGUAACUUUUCCUAUCUUUAUUUUAGCAAAAUGAAGAGUGUCAAUGGAUAUAUAUUGGGUAUAUAUUUUAGUAUAGACAUUACCAUUGAGGGCUUCCAUCAUUUUAAAGUAGUCAGCUGGAUGGGGAUUCUUAUGGGUUGGGAGCAUUGUCUUCUUCAAAUUGAGUUCCCUAUGGUUUGUAAACCAAAGACUAAGUUCUUGUCCGAGAGCAUGAGCCAAGACCAAGAUUUAAACCAGGACAUUGGUCCCAAGAUCCAUACCUAGGGAGUUGAGACCAUGACAAGUUAAAUACAGAAUUUAUUGAGUGGUCUCAAGACCAAGACCACAAGAUCAAGACUCCAUGGGCCCUUUCUUCAAUUCUAAGAAACUUGAGUGGAGUAAAGUGGAGUAUAGUUCACUGGAGUACUGUAUAGUACAGUGCAGUACAUUACAGUACAGCACAGCACAUUAUAGACGUCUAUGUUGGGCCAAAUAGAUGUUAAUGUUUGGGCUCUUUAAGGAUUGGAGCCCCUCUGCUGGCUGUACAUCUUAAUACACUUUUUCCUGAAGUGUGCUCUUGACCACUACCUACAUGGUUGCUCAGCAUGGCGCUUGAAACUUUAAAAUGGAGAUAGCCUCAAUGGCACUGCCUGUGCUGGCACAGAUGCCAUAGUGGCACAGAUGCCAUAAUGGCACAGAUACAAAGAUGAGACCUCUAUCGAUCUCUAUGGUGUCAAUUGUUUUGGUUGUGACUGCUUUGGUUGGACAAUUUAGACCAAUUUAGACUUUUGGACAGAUGUACAUCCCACCAAAUACAUAUUUUGGUCCCAUAACCAUACUUUAUAUAUUUCUUGAAAUAUUAGAUGUUGAGUAGUGACACUUCUUAAAAAUACAUGAAGAUUUAUUAAACCUGCUCACAAAUUUGAUCCAAAAUGCUUGCAGACAGACUACUCACUAUGUGGCCAUGCUAGAGAGGGGUGCAAUCCCAUCAGCUGGAGAUAUAUGUAGGGGUGUGGCUUAAUGCAGAUUCAUUCUAGUCUUUUAAUGUGUGUGUUUUAUCAGUCUUUUAAUGUGUGUUUUAUCAGUCUUUAACGGUAGUGACAUCAAAAGGUGGGCCAGCAUUUUUUUGAAAAGUAUGUUUUAAAAUAAACAAAUCUACUAAUUAUACCAGUAUCUUUCAAUGUAAUAAUAGAACAACUCAAUAUGUUCUGUUGAAAUAAUAAUACUAAAACUAUUUAAAAAAUCAUGAAUUGCUUUAUUUUCAAACAUGAAGUUUAGGAGUCAGGGUGUGAGACAGACAUCUCUCAAUAGAAACAGGUAUAUAAACAAUGACUUUGUGCUAUAUUAAUUGAAAAAUAUGUUUGUUAUUUCCUUGAAGUGAAUUAGAAUAUAUCAUGAUGUAAUGAAAUGUCCUAAGUUUGGAGACUUAAAUGUUUUUCUAAAUCGUUUUUUUUUUUUUUUUUUAAUGUGGGACAGCAAUUUACAACACUUCUGUAGAAUACCCCAAAUACUCUAGGGAGAAGGAUGGCAUUUGGGCUGCAGGCUUGGUCUCAGUGUAGUCACAGCCUACUAUCAUAACCUACAGUCUACUGUGGAAUGCAAGUCUACAUAUUCACCAUUGUCUGAGUUCCUGUUAUACUCUGAAUUCUGAGUGUAAACAACCAUUGAAAACUACAGAAUACAGUAAUAAUAAUACUAUUAAAAUGGCAUUUACUGUGUAGAUGAGUUGCGUGCAAUACCCUGCUACUGAAGAAACACUAGACUAGUGUCUAACAGCAUGUUACUGUCUGUUUUAAUGUCCUCUCAUUCAAAACUAGAUUGUUCGAUUUGACAUUGUAAUGUGACUGAAUCAAUCUCUUAUUUUGUUUAAAAUGUAUUAUCAGAAUAUUUUGAAGAAUAAACAACACAUAUCAUUCCUCA
Messenger RNA from Salvelinus fontinalis (brook trout), 6540 nucleotides. It is a transcript of the gene sytl5, whose product is annotated as synaptotagmin-like 5. Gene Ontology annotation, biological process: exocytosis; intracellular protein transport. NCBI's taxonomy places the organism in Eukaryota, Metazoa, Chordata, Actinopteri, Salmoniformes, Salmonidae. Gene Ontology annotation, molecular function: neurexin family protein binding; phospholipid binding; small GTPase binding. The transcript is spliced from 17 exons. The record is from RefSeq and is a predicted model, not a curated record. The coding region runs from base 664 to 2958 and encodes 764 amino acids. Gene Ontology annotation, cellular component: exocytic vesicle; plasma membrane.